AUGUGGAUGGACUCAUCUAGAUGGCAUCAAGAGCCAUUCGACUGGGCUUCCCAAGCCUACCAGUUGCUCGCUCCCCGUGUUAAUGUUAAAGGCCGCAUGGCGCUGGUUAUGCUGUUGGCCGUUAUUUGGGCUUUCUCAUGGCUUUUAUAUCGCGCCUACUCAGUCAUCACCACUCCGAAUGAAGUUCUCGUCGAGAAACUAGGCCUCGAUAUCCCACCCACCCCGCUCGUCACGCUCGAAGAAAUCUCUUCCCGGGAGGUCCAAGUUAGCUGGAAACAUGCGGAGCCCUCGAGCUCAGUGCAGGAACACCAUAUUGAAGUCAAUGGAAGGGUUGUUGGCACAACAAGAAAGAAUGAAUUGGGUGCCAUAAUAUCGAACCUCACUCCGGGACACGUCUACGAUAUUCGUGUGUUUUGUAUCAGUGCCGGCACUUUCCAAACUCCAAGCGCGGCUCUACACGUCCGUCUUCCCGGUCCUUCAUCUACGACAUCCUCGCAAGAUGGAUCUUCCGACUCUGGCCCAGUGGUGCGCGCGAUCCCGGUGCGCAGCGCCCAGACUCUUACACCUCUGGCUGCCCCGGCCAUGGUUCGAGAACUGAGCGGAGGGCAACAGGCAGGUCGAAGAGGUACAACGGGACGAAGGCCUUCUCCUGCCAACCAUGUCAGCGAGUCACAGCAGGGACAAGAUGCAUCCGCCAAAGGUGCCGAAGAUGAAGUCGACGGAGACCUCGCCGAAUUGUCCCAACGGUUUCAAAAGGUUCAACAGGAUAUCGAGGCUGUGGAUGCGCAAAUCCAGGAAGAAGACAAGGAGUUUGAAGCGGCGUUGAAGGAACUGGAAGCACGCCGUGACGAAUUGAAGCAGAGCUUGAAAGAGAGGGAUGAGGCCAGCAGCGACCUGCGCAAGCAAGUACACAAGGCGGAAACGGCCAGUCGAACAGCUCAGAGCGAAAAAACGAAAAAAGAAAGACUGCUCCAACAAAAGGAGAACCAGCGCAGGAAGCGAAGGGACGAGAUCGCAAAGUGGGAAGAUCAGAUUGCGUCGAUGAAGGAGGAAAUGGCUGGUAUCGAGACCCAAAAAGCAGCGAUUGAGCGGAGGACGCAAAGUGAACUUAGGGAGAUCCGGAAAAAGAUCGAGGAAGAGCAGAAGGAUGUGGCAAUGCUAGAGGAGGACAAUAAAGAAAAGGCGCUUCAAAUCAAGGCUCUGGAAGAAGAGCGCAAACAGCUUAAUGUCGAAGAUGAGACGGAUGAAACGAGAGAGGCUGAACGUCUGGAUCGUGAGCGCGAUAUGAGGUGGCGGGCCAGAUUUGACGGCCUCCAACAGACCUACGCACGACUGUGGAACGAUCUUCAGCUGGCGAACCAACAGGUCAGUUACACCCGGGAGCAAAUCACCCAACUGGAGGCGAGGCGCGUCAAUACCAUCUCUUUUGCGCCCACUGCCACACUUGAUUUGGACGCUAUACGACGCGGAAUGCGGCCGGUCCGCAGGCCACGGCAUACCAACUCGCAUGGAAGCAGCGUAUCGUCGCCUCGAGGUCCGUUUGCAGGCCCAGAGCCUUUCCCGUCAGCGCUACAGUAUAGCUCUACGGCGAAUGCUUCUCCCACGACCGUGAUUCCGAGUUACUUCAAUCCACAGAAUGGAAUGACCCUCGCGAUGCCUGUUGAGAUUCCUUCAUCACAUGUGGAGGAAACUGAAGCAGCCAGCUCGAUGCCGAUGAGCCCGCGAGCCGACUCCUUGUUACCAGCCGAUCUCCUUGGAGAUGAAUCCGCGGACGAGCUGCUAGACACCGAUGAUGUAAGCCAGCACAAGGGGCUGGCCGAGGCAGGCCCGAUGCCUUUCCCCCGGAUCGGAUCGCCAAUUGGUCCUGAAGACGCCCGGCGUACUGACACGCCUUCUGCGCAAUCUUCAUCAAGCAAAUCUUUCUCCAGUCCGCUUCAAAACCCCGCCCCGGCUGCAGAAUCUGAGCUGAAGGCGUCAGAUGACCAGGCCGUAAACCAGAAAACUGAUGAAGCUGCUGGCGAGGAUGAAGUUGCUCAACAACCCCCAAAGGCCAAGUAUAUGUCCAUGUCGUCCAUGUUUGGUCUCGGCCGUCAGCGGGGUAAGACCCUGGCUGAUCAAGCACCGGCGCUCGGGAGCCUCAAGCCAGUACAAAGCCGAUCAUUUCCCAGGAACGUGGACGAGUUUGAUCCUGCCACGCAACCCCGAAGACGCUUGAGCUACGGUGGAAAUUGGGCUUUCCCCGGCACGCUCCUGCGUGGGAAUGGAAAUCCCGAAGAAAGAGAACAAGAACCGUCCCGGUUUCCUUCUACUCGGCGUGCCUUUCUUGGAUUUGGCAAGUCAGCCGCUACUCCCGCCAGCUACGAUCCGUUUGGUGCCAGGUCUGGAUCAUUUGAUCCUGGUCUUCGGGCGGACACCGCCUCACCACGGCCGGCUUCCACAUACUCGUUCGACAAGCUGCCGCGACCGUCGUUAGAGAGCCAAUUUCGCGCUUGGAAUGCAGAUAAGCCUCCCAUCCGAAACAGCCCUUUGGCUCCCGGUUGGGGUUCGCUGCAUUCCUUUUCGAGGACUCACUCACGCCGGCCCUCGUUUGUUUUUGGAUCUACCAGUAAUCUUUCUCUCCCAGCCGACGAAGAAGUGAUUGAACCGGACAAAAAGCCGAGUCGUCCGUUGCAGGCGCCAAUUGGUACCCGACCAACGUCGUCACAACAGGCGUCUACACCGAAGUUGAAUCCUGCGGCACCAUCCUUCACAAUGCUUUUUGGCAAGAGGGGUGAGAAGACCAAAGACAAAGCCAAAGCAAAAGAGUCGAGAGAGAAAGGAGGCGAUAUGGAAGCCACCUCUCCUCCUGAAUCACGCAAGUCCCGGGACACGAGUUCCAUCACCAAUACGAUCUCUACCUUUGACUCUGAGCCUCUUCAUCGCACGGCCUCUGGAACCAGCGCUAAUUUGUCCGUUGAAAACACGCCGGUCAAGCCGACAUUUAUUUCCAAGCUCACCCGCAAGGCCAGCAGCAAUAAGUUUGGAAGUUGGAAGGACAAAGGUGGUCUGUUCUCUAGAAAAGAGGCGGCUCCGCCCAACGGUGAGAACGAGGAAGAACAAGGGUCAACUGAACAUCUUGGCAGGAGUUUGGAGAGUACUUCGACCACUCCUAGUGCAGAGGAUAAGAAGUCAAGUCGAAGCAGCUUGAGCAAUUGGAACUUUAUGCGUAAGAGCAAGAAGGGCAAAGAAGACUUGACCGCCAGUGAGAUUAGCGAGAGCAGUGAGAGGGCCAGUGAGACCGGCGAGGAGAGGGACGAUGACGAGGCAUAG
Molecule: messenger RNA, 3309 nt
Organism: Exophiala dermatitidis NIH/UT8656
Lineage: Eukaryota; Fungi; Ascomycota; Eurotiomycetes; Chaetothyriales; Herpotrichiellaceae
Exons: 2
Coding region: 1-3309 (1102 amino acids)
Molecular function (GO): protein binding; plus-end-directed microtubule motor activity
Source: RefSeq, a predicted model, not a curated record